Molecule: messenger RNA, 2746 nt
Organism: Saccostrea echinata
Lineage: Eukaryota; Metazoa; Mollusca; Bivalvia; Ostreida; Ostreidae
Product: dynein regulatory complex protein 11-like
Exons: 16
Coding region: 50-2545 (831 amino acids)
Molecular function (GO): ATP binding; ATP hydrolysis activity; protein binding
Source: RefSeq, a predicted model, not a curated record
CUUUUGUAGCACGUACAACAAACAAUGGCAGGAGGCUCAGUCCUCCCUCAUGGAUCUCCUUCAACAGGAGAUACCAGAGCAGCCUCCAAAACCAGAAAAGGACCGACUGGCUGCAUUCCAGUUGCUGGCUACCAUGUACAUAAAAUACAUCCAAAUCUUCAGAAAGCUGGAGCAGUGUUAUGACCAGAUUGUUCAUCCGCAGAAGAGAAGAGUAUUACGUCAUGUCUUGGAUGGAACCAUGGGAAGAAUAUUAGAACUGAAGCAUGAAAUGGUCAACCUUGAGUUCUCAGAGUAUCACUACUUUGAUGAUGUUUUGUCUGAUUUGAAAUUAACUCCGAAUGAUGUUGAAAUCCCUAUUCCAAAAUUCUUUAUCAAUGAGAGAUAUGAUGUCUUAAAAGAAAGAGAAAAAUUGUUGGGUAAAAUACUGGCCAAGAUUGGGCCCCAAGAAAAAGAAGAUCAAAAAGAGGAACUUAAAAUGUCCUUGGAAGAUGCCAUUAAGCUGAUUCAAGUUCAUGAGCGAGCCCGUCAGGGAAGACUCAGAGCCAAAUUUAUGAAGGAAAUUCGAGAGCAAGAGGAACGAGACAGGAAAGCUCAGACUCAGGGUGCCCCUACCCUCGACCCUGAUGUAGCAGCUAGUCGAAUUCAGAAGGUGUGGAAAGGUUUUGCACAAAGAAGAAGAACAAAAAAAGAAAGGGAUGAAGAAAUGAUAUUCAUUGGCAUGGCACCCCCGCCUUUACCCACAAGUAUCAAGAACACUCCCCAGGCCUUGGCUCUGAAAACUGAAGCUACACGACGGAUCACUCAGUCUAAUCAUGAAAAUGAAUACCAGCAAGCCCUGGGUACCAUCAAGGAGAAAAUCAAGGAAACAGAGGGUCCUGACAUUAAAGAGACCAUGAUGGACCAAAUCAGACAGUGGUUCAUUGAGUGCAGAGAUGCACAAGGAAAGUUUCCAGAAUACCCAGAUGAGGAUGAUGGGGGAUCAGCUCUGAUCUUCAAGGAAAAAAGUCCAGAGGAGCUGGAGGCUGAACUGAAUGACAAGGAUGGAGACAAGAAAGGAAAGAAAGACAAAAAAGGAAAGAAGGACAAAAAGGACAAGAAAAAGGACAAAAAAGGAAAGAAGGAUAAAAAAGGAAAGAAAAAAGGAGGAGAUGAUGAGGAAGAGGAAGAGGGCUGGAAAAUGGCAGAGUCUAGCUUUGUUCCAUCUAUCAAUGAGGGAACAGAAAAAUUUAAAUCUGUGUGGAUGACUCGGGAUGAAAAGGACAACUUUUCCCAGAAACAUGAUGCUGAACUCAUCAAAGAAGAAAAACGGAAAGAAGUGGAAGAAGAAAUCCGUAUACAGGUGGAUGAACUGAUGAGGGCGGAGCUGAAAAAUCUGAAAGCUGCUGUUGAUAGAGAUAAGGGAAAGAAAGGAAAAGGAAAGAAAUCUGGGAAAAAGAAGAAGAAGAAGGGAAAGAAGAGUGGAAAGAAAGGAAAAAAGAAGAAGAAGGAAAAGGAUUUGACUCCAGACAGGACAAUAGAGUCCCUCUAUGAGGAGCUAGUCAAGGAGGGGAUCAUAGUGAGGUGUCCUCAGAUUCGUCUGUCCGAGUUUGAGGGCGAGUACAGUUAUCUUGGUACCACACUCAGACAGGCUAAUAUUGAACCCAUGCCCUCCCUCAGUGAUGUCAGAAGAUUGGUGACUGAAUUUGGGAUAUUACCACUGGGGUCCCAAGCAGUUCAUGAACAGGCCCCACUUACAAAGUCUGUCCUCCUCGCUGGCCCAAGGGGUACAGGGAAGAAAAUGCUAGUCCAGGCUAUCUGUAAUGAGGUUGGAGCCAACAUGUUUGACUUGACAGCAGCAAAUAUAGCUGGCAAAUACCCUGGAAAAGACGGUCUUAAAAUGCUCAUACAUCUUGUAUUCAAGGUUGGUAGAGAGUUGCAGCCCUCUGUGAUUUAUAUAGGAGACUGUGAAAGGAUGUUUAAAAAGAAGAUCCCAAAAACUGAUCCAACUGAUCCAAAAAGGCUUAAGAAAGAGCUGCCAAAGGCCAUGAAAGGAGUGAAGUCAGAUGAUCGUCUGUUGUUGGUGGGAACCUCUCGGUGUCCUUUUGAUGGGGAGAUGAAGCCGUUGUGCAGUUUAUACCAGAGAAUUAUUCUCAUUCCACGACCAGAUUAUGCCUCUAGACACUUGCUAUGGAGGAGGCUGAUCUUAAAGAACAAUGGAGUCAUCACCAACAUACUGGAUGUUAGCUCCCUGUCCAAAGUCACUGAUGGCUACACACCAGGUCACAUGUUGACGGCCAUCACCCAGGUCCUAACAGAGAGGAGGAUCCAAACAUUGUCCAAGAAACCUUUACAGUCGGUGGAAUUUAUAGCUCCUCUCGCUCGGAUUGACCCUAUCUACAAAGAGGAGGAAGAGGCAUUUAAGGGGUGGUAUGCCAAGACACCACUUGGGAAGAAACGUGCCAAGGCGGCCCAGGCUGAUGAAGAUGAUGGUGGGGGAGGUAAAGGCGGGAAAGGAGGCAAGGGCAAAAAAGGAAAGAAGAAGGGAGGGAAGAAAAAGAAGAAAUAAACUGUAAAGCUUGAUGGGAAGUUUAUUAUCAGAUGACUGUGAUAUAUGUUUUUGUCAAGACAUUUGAAAUGAGUGAAACACAAAACCAGAUUAAAUAUUUGUAAUAGAGGAAUGUUAAAAAAAAUGGAUGACGGAAUGAAGAUUUUUGUUUAUAUAUGUGUAUAAUGUAUUGUUUAUGAUAAAUAAUUUAAAAAAUUAAAA